GCUGCGCUCAUCCCGCCGGACUGAGUGGAGAAAUGUGUCGCGGAGAAGAGUUUAAAAAGCUCGUUUUUCUCCAAGCUGCGUGGAUGUUUUCUCACCCGGCGCGUCUGCUGUGUUUCACGUGAAGGCGCAACAAUACGCGGCCAAAGAGCGGGCAGCUCUUAUAUAUUUAGCUCUGUGAGGGAGCAGCAGCGCGGCGGAGAGAGGAGACCCUGAGCCCGGUGUUGCCUAACAUCUGAACCCCCACAGAGACCUUGUGCGAAGCGCCUGGGCCGCCGUACAGCCGGGGGGAUGUGGUGGUGAGCGCGCUGCGUGUUCCGUGUGUGUCAGAGAGGGAGGGAGGGAGAGAGAGGCAGGGGGACAGUUUAUCGGCGGCAACAUGAUGAUGGCCGAUGGUGGAGAUGGUGGUGGAGCAGCCGCUAUGGACCACAACGGGAUCUACGCAAACCCUAACCUCCACAGCCUGCAGCAGCAGAGCCAAAUGGAGGCGGAUAACCCGGACUCCCGCAAACGGCCGCUGGAAACUCCGGCUGAAGAGGCCGGCUGCACCAAACGCACCAACACCGGAGAGGAGGGUGAGUACUUCCUGAAGGUGCUGAUCCCCAGCUAUGCAGCCGGCUCUAUAAUUGGCAAGGGUGGCCAGACCAUCGUGCAACUGCAGAAAGAGACGGGUGCCACCAUUAAGCUGUCCAAAUCCAAAGACUUCUACCCCGGAACAACUGAAAGAGUCUGUCUGAUACAGGGUACAGUCGAAGCCCUCAAUAGCGUCCACAACUUCAUUGCAGAGAAGGUCCGCGAGAUGCCCCAGAGUGCCCAAAAACCAGAACCUGUCAGCAUAUUGCAACCACAGACCACGGUUAACCCAGACCGCGUCAAACAGGCCAAAUUGAUUGUACCCAAUAGUACAGCUGGGCUGAUCAUUGGUAAGGGUGGUGCCACAGUGAAAGCCGUGAUGGAGCAGUCGGGAGCUUGGGUGCAGCUCUCUCAGAAGCCGGAAGGCAUCAACUUGCAGGAGCGAGUAGUCACCAUCAGCGGGGAACCAGAACAGAACCGUAAGGCUGUGGAAAUCAUUGUGCAGAAAAUCCAGGAGGACCCUCAAAGCAGCAGCUGUCUGAAUAUCAGCUACUCCAACGUCUCUGGCCCAGUGGCCAACUCCAACCCCACCGGCUCUCCUUACGCCAACACAGCAGAGGUGCUGCCCAAUGCAGCUGCAGCAGCAGCCACUGCCUCCAGCCUUCUGGGUCAGGCCGGAUUGACAGGAAUGGGUGCCUUCCCUGCCGCCAUGUCCAGUUUCUCUGGCAAUGAUCUGCUGGCCAUCACCUCAGCCCUGAAUACACUGGCCAGCUACGGCUACAACACUAACACCCUGGGCCUGGGUCUCAACCCUGCAGCGGCCUCUGGAGUCCUCGCUGCAGUUGCAGCCAGUGCUAACCCAGCUGCUGCUGCUGCAGCUAACCUACUGGCCUCCUACGCUAAUGAUGCCUCCAGCAGUGCUGGCCACCCCGCUACAGGCCUCGGUGGAUUCUCCCUGGGCUCACUAGCAGCUGCUACUGGAGCUUCCAAUGGUUACCUAAAUGCUUCAUCCCCAUUGAUGGCGUCCUCCCUGUUGGCAACAGAAAAGCUGGCAGAUGGAGCCAAGGACGUGGUUGAAAUAGCUGUGCCCGAGAAUCUGGUGGGUGCCAUUUUGGGGAAAGGAGGGAAGACACUGGUAGAGUACCAGGAGCUGACAGGAGCCCGUAUCCAGAUCUCCAAAAAAGGGGAGUUCAUUCCAGGUACUCGGAACCGUAAAGUUACAAUAACAGGGUCACCGGCCGCUACGCAAGCAGCGCAGUAUCUGAUCAGCCAGCGGAUCACGUAUGAGCAGGGCGUCCGCGCUACCAACCCCCAGAAGGUGGGCUAAAAAAAAAAAAAAAAAACGAAGAGAAAAGAAGGAAAGAAUGAAGACAGAGAUAGAAAGGAAUUAAGAGAGUCAAGAAGAAUAGAAAAAAGAAAUGUCCAAAUAUAUGUUCAAUAUUUCAGUAUCAAACGAGAGAAUUACAAAGGAGGAGGCGGGGGAGACAACCAAGAUAAGUGUGUGUGAUUUGUGAGUGUGUUUUUAGGACAGAAGUCCUGAUGUUUUUUAAAAGUUUGUGUCAAGUCCUUUUGACAAUGAUGAUCAGAGUAAGCUGAACUGGUCCACUGCCAAGUUGCAGAAUCAGGAGUGAGGCCGCGGGGUCUCACCCUCCUCUAAAACCUCAUUACUCUUUGAAUUUCUUUCUUUUAGUUCUUGUUGUUUUUGUUGGAUUUCAGUUGGUUUGGGACCUCAGCUCCCGGUGAGCUGAGCGCAUCAGAUCAAGACCUGGCCAGCUAAUCGAGCUGUUUUGCAAACCUUGCUCUUUGUGUUCAAUGCAGAAGGCAUUGUUAACAGGGGAGAGGUUUUAUGACAAGCACCUGAGCUCAUCUCAGCUAUUUAGGGCAGCGAUCCGAGUAGAAUUUCUUUACAAACAGACAAAAUCACAUCUGUUGACAUGUGUUGGCUCAUUUCAUAAUUGAAAUGACUAAAUUUAGGUCUUUUAUAUUUUCAUCCUUUAACUUAUUGACAUAGUCUCAUUCAAACUGGAGUAGAUUAUUUAAACCUGCGAACGCAGGUUGAUCUGAAUGUAAAAACAAUUUUAGCCUGUUUCUAUAUUUCUUUACAGGGAUCAAAAAAUGUGUUGCAGUGAAAGACAUGUAUAACUCAAACCCAGUCUGAACUGUGCCCUUGCUGUCUGCAGGUGUAGUUCAGGGGUUGAAGAAUCAAUGUGAGAGGACAGAGGAGACACACAGGAAUGUAUAACUAUAUUUUAUCACAAACACACCUAGAGAAUGCUCCCACAAACGCACAAACAAUAGACCAUAAUGUCAUGUUCAGCCACUGCUACAAACACAAAGAAAUGUGUUGUUGACGAAGCCGUUCUUGGUGCUAUAGGAUUUGUAUCUCCAUGGACCGUGGAAUUCAAACGUUUCAGCAACUCCCGUUUUUACUUGAAGUAGCUGAUGCGUCGUCCAGCCAUUGGUAGCCCACUGGACCCGACCCAGCUUCUCACCCCACGACAAUUGAUUGAUUUCAGAAGUUUGUGAUUAAAAGCAGUCCAGCUGUUCUAAUGUAAGCCCAUCGCUUUGUAACACCAGCUGAACAUCCUGCAGUAGUUUAACACCUGACAUACUUUUGCCUUAGUCAGACAUCGCGACGCCCAAGAAUUACCAGAAGGGUCGGGCUUCCUGUAAGCAGUGGCAGUUCACAAAGAGAACAUAGCACCGCAAAAGCAUUUUGACGAGAAGAGCUGUAGGAGCCUAUAUCUGUGAACAAAGAAGCUAUUGCUUUUUCUGUGAGGGUACCAAAUAGUCAAACGGCAGGAUGACACUCUUAAAACAAGUGUUGGAGUCAUGCUUCCAAAUUUGCAUCAAGACAAAAAAUAAAAACGCUGCAGUUCAUUUAAGCAGAAUAGUAUCGUUCCCAAAGUAUGUUAAUGCUCAAGUGGAGCAUGUAAUGAAACAAAAUGUUUUUGGAUUCUUGUCUUUUAUUGCUACUUGUUUGUCUGACAGUGGAAGGCCACAUGGCUGAAGCACUUGAAGAUUAUCGUGCGUCCCCUCUGUGCUGCUAUCCAUAGCGUUCCUCCUGAGUCUGCUGGCUCUCUAAAGACUGCACUGUGAGGCAUUUAGACCACAAUGUGAAGUGUGUCUGUCCUGCAAGGGGUGUGGAUACAUCUUUAUAUGCAUGUUUUUGUCACAAGAUCAAAACCUAUCUGCAGAGCCGGCCCAACGCUGCAAACAUCUUCUAUGGCUCUUUAAGGUUGGCCAGUCUUUGUUUUAUUGAGUUAACGCAUUGAAUUUUGAAAAAAAAAAAAUUAUCCCACGGCCUCCGUCCAAAUUCAGCUUAAGCAAAGACAUAAACACCUUUUAUCGACAUUUAGACAUCAGUGGACAGCAUUGUGUAGAUGUCUUUUCACUUAUCAACCAUUGUUCAUGUUGAUGAGACAAAGAGCAACACUACCUUUUGUCUGCUUGACAAACUUUUAUGCCAGGGGACGGCAGAAAUAAACCAAGCCACUGCAUAAAACUCCAAGGCAAGCAGGGAAAAGAGUGCUUGGCCUCUCAGAAAGAUGGUAAAACUAUAUAUAUAUCUAUGUAUUCAUGUUGAUAAAGCAUAAGUCUAUCUUUAAAAGCGCAUAAAGGAAUAGCAAUUUUUAAAAUAAUUAGAAAUUCUUUGAAAGUUAAACUUGUUUAGUAUUCAGGAUCUGCCAAAUGUACUAAUUGUGAUUAUAUAGAGGAAAAUGUUCUUUGAUACUAACAGUCGUGGUGGAACGUGAUUAUUCAGAUUAAAUAGAGGCUUUGUAAUUUAUAUUGAUUCAUCUUUUUUUCUCAAUUAACAGUGUUUGGCACAAUAAGCAAAGUUUUAGUUGAACUAAAUUUUGGUUGAUGACUGACUUAGUGAACAGAUUUCUACAUGAACCUAAAUGGUCGUGUCAGACGUAGCUGGCUCAUUUUGGCUCUGAAAUGUGGGCUGGAUGCUCCAUUUGCUUUUACCACAGUUGUCAUGGUGUUCAUGCUUGCAGCAGUGAGUUUUGCAUUGAGGUGACACUAGCAUGCUUUUAUUGAGCUGCUGGCGUCCGCCCCUCAAACCAAGCCAAGUCCAUCAUCGCUGUUCACCAAGCUCACUCAGUGUUCUGUUCGUUGGCUUUAGACGUAAACUGCAUUACCGCCACUGACCGGGCUGGAGUGUGUGCGUCAGUGUUUCUGGUGUGCCAAAAAAUAUAGAACUUGUGCAUUUAAGUGCAAUAUUAGUUUAUAAUGCAAUGUUUUUUUUGUAAUGAGUGAAUCAAACUGAACAUGUUUAGUCCCAGCCCUAGCUAACCGUCCUAAUUCAGUGAUGUUAGGUGUUGGUCAUUUCUCCUGCUUGUGUCUGUGCUAGACACAUUCAUAAUGUAAAUAAGGUGCAGAAUUUGAAGGUUUAGUGAAACAUAUGCCCUGAGUAAGAGAUCAUUUCAUUAUUCAAUGAAACUUUUGGGCGGUAAAUGCACAGGUAGUUUGAAAAAAUAAAUGAUUGGUGCCUUGGUGACGAGUUUAACUGGGAUUGGGCCACCAAUCAGAUUCUGCGUAAGGGCCCAUGCAGCCUUGGGCCGGCUCUGCCUAAGUGUAUCAACAGAGGGGAUUUCUCCACACAUGUACUUAUUAAUCCAGUGGUUUUUGAUCUUUCUUUUUACUAAAUUAGUGACCAUUUACCGAUCCAAACUAAACCUCACCUCCCUGCAGUGUACUGUCUAGAAGUCGUAUAUCCACCUUCCUGUUGCUCAAAGGGCAUUUCUGAUAGACGCCAUCAACUCGGGCUCUAUGACCAGCUUCCUUAAUCCAAAGCUGUGAGGGUUGGUGCUGAGUUGUGUCAGUGAAAUUUGGACACUCCCAGUUUGAGGAACAUCUGAGGAAUGGACGUUUUGUUUUUCACGAUUCAUGCGUAACAGUAAGCAGAUUUCCAAGUAUUUCAAGCAACUCAUUCUGCGUGGCAAUACAAGCAGUGAGCCUUUCUUCCCACCUCGAAUCUCUUCCUUUCACUAUGUGCUUGGAAGGCCUCACAGUCAUCCAUAACUACGAUCUGGCCACCUGUGAAGUCAUUGCAUAAGAGAACCUUUUACUGCCCAAGAUUUUAGCAUAUAAUAAGAUACAAGCACAAAACAAGGGGGUGUUUUAUCAAUGCAACUGGACUGUUGGACUCCAGAGAGCUCUCCUUCAGACCUCCCUGAUCGAUACAUUGUGCCAAAAUCUGUUUUCUCCCCCUCUCAUUAACUUUCCUCUUUCUCUCAACAUUUUCUUCCCCUAAACAUCCUCUCUCUGCGUUGUGAGAUUCCUCCUGUGUCCCCAGGUCUGUCCUACUUCCCUCCUACACUGUGCUCUCCCCCUCUUUCUCCUCCCUCUUGUCUUGUCGUCUCAUGGGCGAUGUGCUGGACGCACUGUGGGUGGGAGUUAUGCACUACGGGUCGUAGGGGUAUGAAAAUGUUUUCCCAGGCCGCAGAGUUCACAAGGCUAAAAUGCACAGAAAACACCUGCCUCCAAAACUGUGACACCCUCCAAGACCAACCAGCAACGUUAGCUCAAAGUGUCAAAUUUCCUCAGCGGGAGGAACCAGAAAGAUUUGGACAGGUCUGGCCUUCUUAAGGGAAGAAAAUCUCCUUUGUUAUUUUUUUCAAAACAAAGAGGCAAAUCUUGGUAGGACGAAUAAUAAUUUGAUGGCCGAGCUCGAGCUCUAAACAAAAUAUUUUGGACAGAAUGCAUAAGACAGCGCGAGAGAGCAACGUGGGAACGAGUUUGUGACCUCAAGCCGAAACAGUGACAUCCCUUAUGCAUAUCCUGUUAUCUGAAAAUGACUAGAGCUCAUUUCUGUGGAAUACAAUAUGUCAUGUCAUAUGAUCUAUAUGUACUUUAUUGUAGCUAUUCUAGUUUGUAGUCCAAAUGCAGUCCAGCGUUGUCAAUACAAUGUGAAACUAUGUUAUAUUUGUGUGGAUGAUGAGAGUGCCAACUAAGCCUGACUAAGAUUAGCUUCGCAGUUUGUUUGUGCAUUACGAUGCCUCAUCAUCGAGCGGUGGUGUCCAUAUUUCUGUCACUGAUGAUUUAGUUUGACAGUAAGAAAAUGUUAAGAAUAUUGGAAGCAAUAUAGUAGCAUGUUGUCCUGUUUUGUGUUUUAUGUCUGUUGUAUGAACCUUUGAAAUUACUAAGAUUUUGAAUGAAUAGGUUUACAUGUACUUCUUUUUGUAAGUUAUGAAAAUGCUGCUAUUUGAUAAGUAAACUAUACAAAAUAUUUUAGUGGAAAAGAUGUCUGGUCUGUUGAUUAGAGACAUGCUCUGACAGGGAGGAGCAUAAACCAAGGUGUAUAGAAUGCUAUACAGUAUUGGUAAGAUAGUAAAAGUAAUAAUAGACUCCAUAGUAUGACCUGUGCCAAACUAGACCUCCGCAGCUUCUGAAAUUGUAGAUGUGCGAUCAAAUGUUAGAUAUCAAUAACUUGUUUAGAAGUGCUGAUCAAGUGCCAAUCAAACACUAUCUUUUGAGUUAAGAAAAGAUAAUCAAAUACAUUACUUAAGAAAACAAAGGACAAAGAACUUUUGUGCAUUGUUUUAUCCCAUAGGUACAUAGAGUAAGAGUUACAGAUUGUGAUUUUUAUGGAUCCAUGUUGUUUUACACUCCAUGCAUCCCUUGUGUGUUCGUUUGACCUGUGGCUUAAGUACCGCUGUUUUCUCACAAAUGUCUCUAUAGGCCAGCAUGGACUAAGCAUAACAUGUUAUAAGCAUCCAUAACAUAGCCAUUAACAAUCAAACAAUGUGUUUGUGGAGUUCGGUGUUAUCUUUUUGCACGUCUUCUAUUGCAUGGUAUCAAAGUAAAAUUAUGGAGGAAAAAAUAGAAAAAAAAGUCUAAAAAUUUGCGAGGGGUCUCGCAACAUUCAGACAUAAACGCUGCAUGCAGUCAAAUGUAUAUCUCUUUAAGUUGAACUCACCUCAUGUUAAAACUUGUUGACCUUUCUGUUGUGAGUUGGGAGGGAGCUCAUUAAUGUCAUGUUGGCCCGAAAAGAAAAAAAAAAAAGACACAAACAUGAACACGCAUCUGAGAUCGUAUUUCUCAUGGGUCGAAUUCAUCUCUCCGUCAUCUGAGAAGAUUUCUUUUUGUGUUUUUAGAUCCAGAGGAGGAUUACAAAUGUGAAACAAGCAAACGUGAAAAUGUUACUCAGUGCAUUGGCUCUUUGUGUUUUUAGGAUCUCAGUUCUUUAGAACCUCACAGAUACUCACAAAUACCACAUUUUUUCUCUCACAGCUUGAAAGCCCAGAUCUAAUCUAUGAAUGUACUCAUUUCUUAUCCGUUUUUUUAUUUUUUUUUUAUGGGUAAAGUUCUGUUGAAUGUCUAUCUGUCUUUAAUGUAAAUUCACGGCAGGAAUGUCAACUACAUGUAAAGUUAAUACGUUAAUACAGCUCCAGUCAGGUAGGCCUCCCACGGCCACAGUCAUGAACCAGAUAUGCGAACACAACUUCCGAUUCGCUGUCAACAUUUUCCUGUUUGUUUGGUGUUGCAUAAAUGCACUUUAUUGAUCGGCGGGUGGGAAACGAAGCAAACCGUGUUGGCUUUCCACAACUAUGUUGUUGUCAUCCUUUGUUGUUCAGACUUUGAUUUUCUUUUCCGUGUUGGGUCUCGAGAAUGAUGGGAAGGGCUGGAAUCUCAGACAAAAUAGAAAAGUAGCACCUGUCUCCUCUCUCUAAGGCUUCUCUGCCACAUUCCCUGCAGCAGAGCCCCCCCCCCCCCCCCCCCCCCCCCAGGACUGAUCCGUACACCUGUGUCCAUUUGUUUUUAAAUUCCAAAGCAGGAUUUGUUUUUUCUUGUUUUGCCAGAAAAUUUGGAAUGUCACCCUGACGCUAAGGGUGAAACAUCUAGCUGAUGUUACAAUCAGAUCUGAGAGACAUUUUUGGCACCAGCAACAUAAAGAGUGACUCUGCCACCUCAUAUGGAAGAAAAAGGAAAGCUGUGAUUGGUUUAGGCCUGGUUGUAUCAAUGAUUUAUCUGUCUCAUUGUUCUGUGUCUCACACCCGAGCGCCAGACCAAUUGGCAGCAUCAUUCCUAAGUUGAUUUGGUAGGUUUUGAUUUUAUCUCUGAGUGUGUUGUGGACAUUCGUUCGCCCCCCUGUGGAGCCCCUUCACAAGAAGAGCAGGACUGGUUUGAAGCGCUACAAAACUGGCGACGGCUGCUCACUCCUCCCUUUGAACCAAUUCUACCUGAGUCUCGCUCUCUCAGUCUGCACCACACCACCACUUGUGUUUCAUUACACCGAGAACCUGCAACUGUGUCCACCCUUUAAACGGGUUAAGGCUUUUCUGGGAAAAAAUAAAAUAAAAUAAAAAUAGGAUUCUUUGCCAACCAGACAUGAGGCCAUUUCUGUGUUUGACCCUUGGAACCUCCCAUAGACUUUGUUGACCUUCUACAUCCUCAGAACCUGUGUGUGUUGGAGAUUAAACUCUCAAACUCUGGAAGACUGUUCUGUUUUUUUUUUUAUUAUUAUUAUUAUUUCUUUGACUGAACGCUUGCUUAUGUGUAAACAUAAGGAAGCACAUUUGUACCUUGCAAAAGUUUUCAUGUUCUUUAUUUUUUGGGGUUUGCUUUGAUGUUGUUGAACCUCUGUUUGUUCCAUCUCAGAAAAAAAUGGACUGACAGCAUAAGAUCAAAUAUUUCCGGCUUGAGCAAAGUGAUGUUUUGUUCAUUGGGUACAUAUUUCUCUUUGAUAUAAAUGAGAACGGUUGUGUCUUUUUGUUGUUGCAACAAACAAUGAGACUCUGUGAAGGUGCGCAGUGGAAGCUACCUAAAGGGCUUUCUUUGAGAGCAUUUAUACGAGUCCUUUGAACGUGGUUCAGAAAGAAAAUGCCUUCUUGUGCCAUUUUGAGAAAAAAAAGUAAGAAAGCUUUUUUUGUGGCAAGUAUUUGUCAAUAAGAGUGCCAAAUAAUUCCAUACUGAGCCAAAAGGCAGCCAGCCGUCAUAACUGUUGGAUCUGUGGGAUGAUCCUGUCCCAGAUCUGCUCCCCUAUAAUAAUAAUAAUUAUUAUAAUAAUAAUAAAAAAAUUAAAAAAACAUCACCCUAUUUGUGCAAUGUUGACGCGCAUGUACCAUUAUCGUUAUGCUGCCAGUCUGUUUUCUGCUUUGGUCAGAAACAUCUCAGAAGCGGGAUAUUUUCUAUAAAAAAGACAACAGCUACUAUGAUGAGGGAAUGAGAGGAUUUUAAUUGUCAUUGUUUAUGUUUGUUUAUUUGAGCAUCAUUCAUUAUAGAUUUAACGGUAAUGACUAUUUAAUGUAACUGUAGUACUGUGUUUGUAAAAGAAAUUCAGUGAGUUGUGUUCUAUGACUCGUGGACUACCAGUGAAGUCAGCAUUUCAGUGUUAAUAAUUGAAUUGUUUUUUAAAGAUUAUUUUUGCGACGGCAACAAAGAGUCAUUAUAAAUGUUCAUUUUAACAUCA
Fundulus heteroclitus (mummichog) is the source of this 9988-nucleotide messenger RNA. It is a transcript of the gene nova1, whose product is annotated as NOVA alternative splicing regulator 1. Lineage: Eukaryota; Metazoa; Chordata; Actinopteri; Cyprinodontiformes; Fundulidae. Gene Ontology annotation, biological process: mRNA splicing, via spliceosome; regulation of alternative mRNA splicing, via spliceosome. The record is from RefSeq and is a predicted model, not a curated record. Gene Ontology annotation, molecular function: mRNA binding. Bases 377 to 1897 code for a protein of 506 amino acids. The transcript is spliced from 4 exons. Gene Ontology annotation, cellular component: nucleus; cytoplasm.